This is a messenger RNA of Cuscuta campestris, 1466 nucleotides long. The record is from the annotation of a GenBank genome assembly. NCBI's taxonomy places the organism in Eukaryota, Viridiplantae, Streptophyta, Magnoliopsida, Solanales, Convolvulaceae.
GACGUAACGACAAUGGCUUUUUUCGUGCAUAAUUCAAAACAAAAAAUGGAGUUUGACUUUUCUCCGGUUUUUACCUGAUCAUCAUCUUCCAGAGCCUCUCUACUUUACUGUUGUCUCUUUUUAAGGUAUAGGAUUCUCCUUCUUCAUUCAUCCUCCAAAGACUGAAACAAAUGGGAGCAGAGGAAGAACAGUAUCUUCCCACUCUGCUAUCCCUCUUCGAUUCUUUCUGGUUCGAACACCAAAUUCUCACCUCAAGAAACUCAGCCGCAGCAACAAAGCCCCAAGAAGGGAGUCCCAAAAACAAGAUUUCAAGAAUCCCAACUUCCAUGCCCAGAUCUCUCAGUGACAAAUGUUUGAGCUCCAAGGACUGCUUAGAUUCAGAGGAGCCCUCCCCCAUGUCUGUUCUCCUCGAGCCCAAACAGCUCCAGCCCAUUCUUUCCGGCAAGGAGUUUUCCGGGAACACUGAUCUGGGCUUCAAGAACAGAGAGAGUUGCCGGAGGGGGACGAUGGUGAUGAAGAGGAAGAACAGUAAGAGCUUGUCAGAUCUUGAGUUUAAGGAGCUAAAAGGGUUUAUGGAUCUUGGGUUUGUGUUCUCGGACGAAGAUAGAGAAUCGGAGCUGGUUUCCAUCAUCCCUGGACUGCAGAAGAAGGGGGUUUCUGAAUCUGGGCAGAUUUCAGAUGUUUCAAGACCAUACCUUUCUGAAGCUUGGGAUGCUAUGGAGGAGGAGGAGAAGGAGAGGGAUAUUGGGAGUGGAUUGGGGAACUGGAGGGCUCCAGCUUUUGGCAAUGAAAUGGAAAUCAAAAAACAUCUCAGAUUCUGGGCUUAUGCUGUUGCUUCUAAUGUUAGAUAACACAGUCCAGUCCAGACCUGUGAUGAAUGGUUAUGUCCUAAUCCACAAAGAGAUGUACUGUUCUUGUUUGUAUUAUAGAAUUCCUACCCAAUUCGUUUAAUGUGAAAAGCCAAUCUUCCUUGAUAUGGUUGUUUACUCUGCGUUUGCUAAUUUACUCUGUGCCUGCUGCUAUACAAAGAGAUGAUGAUUCAAGGCUGUUUGAUUUGUGGGAAAGAUGCUGGUCAUGAUCACUAUUAUUGGAUUUUAAGAGGGUUGACAUAACACAAAACUAGGGCUCUGACAAUUUCAACCUCAAAAGUAGUCCCUAUUUGUGAAGGAACUGAUUCAACCAAAAGUUCAAGCUUGUGCUUGGAUCCUAAAAAGAUGUUUAUAUAUUCUAACACGCCUCUCAGCGGUUAAAUUUUAUGCAUUCUUUACAUGAUUGUGUCGCUCAAACGCUCCGUGACAGCAGUGUGGCGGCAAGCGGGUAAUGAUGGAUGUGUGACUGGGGUGGUGGUGAUCGUAACGACAGAAAGUGCCCCUUAGAGUAAUUUACUUUAAAUUUUAGACGUUCCCGAAGUUAUCUUUGUAAAUGUGGGUCCCUUGAAUUCUUACUAAAAAAUCGAGGUUACCUUU